Messenger RNA from Polyodon spathula (Mississippi paddlefish), 2939 nucleotides. Its product is annotated as alpha-1D adrenergic receptor-like. The coding region runs from base 84 to 1592 and encodes 502 amino acids. Gene Ontology annotation, cellular component: membrane. Gene Ontology annotation, biological process: adenylate cyclase-activating adrenergic receptor signaling pathway; phospholipase C-activating G protein-coupled receptor signaling pathway; cell-cell signaling. The record is from RefSeq and is a predicted model, not a curated record. Gene Ontology annotation, molecular function: alpha1-adrenergic receptor activity. The transcript has 2 exons. NCBI's taxonomy places the organism in Eukaryota, Metazoa, Chordata, Actinopteri, Acipenseriformes, Polyodontidae.
UUUUUAAUUCUACCACCCAACAUGUGAAUAACUGCUGUUUUGUUGGUGAAGUAAAUUAAGCUUUUCUUUAAGCAGUUUUAAAGAUGACUUUUUUAGAAUUGAUCAAUAAGAGCUACAAUGGAAACCACUCAAGAGACGCGUUCAACCAGUCCCUUUUGGUUAAUCUUUUUACGAACGACAACACCACCAACUCAACCGAACUCCCCUUGGACCCUCAAUCAAUUGGUAUCGGUGUCUUACUCGCUGUUUUUAUCUUAUUUGCGAUUGUGGGGAAUAUCUUAGUAAUACUUUCAGUAAUUUGCAACAGACACUUACAAACUGUAACGAAUUAUUUCAUCAUUAACUUAGCCAUUGCAGAUUUACUGCUGAGCAUCAUUGUACUGCCCUUCUCUGCUUCUUUGGAAGUCUUGAGGUUUUGGGUAUUCGGCAGGAUUUUCUGCAACAUCUGGGCAGCUGUUGAUGUACUUUGCUGCACUGCUUCCAUAAUGAGCCUGUGCGUAAUUUCAAUAGACAGGUACAUAGGAGUAAAAUAUUCUCUCAAAUACCCGACUAUUAUGACUGAGAAAAAAGCGGUGGUAAUCUUGAUUGUGGUCUGGGUGUCGUCUAUGGUUAUUUCAAUCGGACCGCUUUUGGGAUGGAAGGAACCCCCGCCUUCAGACGAGAGCGUCUGCAGUAUCACCGAAGAGCCGGGCUAUGCGCUCUUCUCGUCUUUGUUUUCAUUCUACCUCCCGUUGAUGGUCAUCCUGGUGAUGUAUUUCAGGAUCUACGUUGUAGCCAGGAGGACCACCAAAAGCCUGGAAGCAGGGGUAAAAAAGGAAAGGAACAAAUCCAAGGAAGUCGUUCUUAGGAUUCACUGUAGAAGCGUCCUGGAGGAGGCAGCUGCUAGCUCAAAGAAUAAGAACCACCCGUUCCGAAGUUCGCUCUCCGUGCGCCUUCUAAAAUUUUCAAGAGAAAAGAAAGCUGCUAAAACCCUAGCGAUUGUGGUCGGGGUUUUCAUUCUCUGCUGGCUCCCUUUUUUCUUUGUUUUGCCAUUUGGUUCUUUCUUCCCAGCUCUGAAACCAUCUGAAAUAGUUUUCAAAGUGAUCUUCUGGUUGGGCUACUUCAACAGCUGUGUCAACCCUAUCAUUUACCCCUGCUCAAGCAAAGAGUUUAAGAGAGCUUUUAUAAGACUUCUCAAGUGUCAGUGCCAGAGGAGGAAGCGUCCUUUGUGGAGGUUCUAUGACCAAAGGUGGAGAACAUCUGCCAAUGGCUCAGGGCGAGGAUCCUAUGGUGACAUCAAGCCUAGAUUCUCCCCCAACGAUUCUUUCUCGCUUAAUAACUCUUUGAUGUACAACAACAAGAGGAGAACUCUUAGUCUUCGGGGGUGGAAGCUCUUCCCACCUUUUCAGAAGUCGCCUUUCCAGCUGAAGGAAAAAUUUAACAAUCUCUCAAACAAGAUUAAGAUGGGGCCUAGCAAAAGCAGUGUGCCCAACCUCAGCAAGGCAGAAAUCGAGUCUGUUUCGAUGGGAAUCUGCAGUGACUUUACAGAGCAGAAUGACUAUGAAAUGCAUGAUCUAUCUGACUGCUACUGGCUCAGAGAAACUGAUAUCUAGCAAGCCAAACCUCCAGUGCUAUGUAUAUCUUUUGAAUUGUUGUGUGAAGAUAAAAAACUCGCUCAUAGGCAGUGAACAACAGUUUAGGCCUUUCUUAUUUGAGGCCUGCAUGGGUUUGGUUUAACUCAAUACUGGUUGUAAAUUACAAAAGUUGAUCAGAUUUAAGCACAAAAUAGGCCUGAUGUGAAGCAUAACAAUUGAAUGAAUACAUCAUUUGUUUAAUGUAGGGUGUGGAGGAAUUGAGUAUGCCUUUUUUUCCACUGAAGUUCUCACAUUUUGUGUGCCGAGUUUAGCAAACUAAACAGCAUUUCCAGUUCUAUGGAAUACUAGAGGGGAACAAUUGUUUUAUGAAGAGAUGUACCAAUGUAUUUAAAUACUUGUAAAAUAGGUGUCUCCCAUACACAGAACCAACAUUGAAGUUUUGGAAAGAGAAGGAGGAACGAAUGGUUAAGUUUACAAUUGCUUUUAGGACCCGUAAUGGAACAAACACAGCACUAUCACUGCAUCUUCAUUAUUCUACUAUUUUUCUAAAUUUUGGAUAUGUGAGUUUAAGGAAUGGCACAGCAUUAGGGGCUAUUUUGGCUUGAUUAGAUUUGUACCUUGUUAAACAUGACAUUGAGAUCUCACCAUGGUUUGAGGACUGAAACAAAAAAUUGUAAAAAGUUGAAUUGCAUAUAGUUUAGAAAAAUCUGAUAUUUCAUAUCCAUACAAAGUUGUACCUUAAACAUUGUAUUUGUAUUGGGCUAAAUGUACAUAAGAGGGAAUUACUUAACCCUCAACUAAUAAGUUGAAACAGUGAAGUGUAUUAUAAACUCACCACCAGUUGUUAGUGUAUUUUAAUGUAGUAGUUUGAAAAAAAAGUAUAUUUGUUGUACACCACAUUGUAUAAGGUUGUGCUUUGGGCAGUUGGGUACUUUAUUUGACAGUACCACAGGAGUUCCUGUAUCCAAAUUCACAUUCUGGUUUAGAGGGGCAAACUGAAAGCUCAGAGCUGUGUUGCACCUGCCUCCCUCUACCAACAGGUGUCACUGGUGUGCUACUGUUUUUUUUUUUUUUUUCUUACGGUCACAGAUAUCAUACUGUAAAAGAAAUACUUUUAAAGUGUUUAACAAGAUAAUUUGAUGAACCGUACCUGUCACACACAACAUUCACCUUAUAGGUCUCAAAUGUGCAGCUUUAAAAUAAUCACAUGGUAUAGCAAACACGUAUUUUCAUUUUAAAACAUGACAUUUUUGUCUUACAGUAAAUGAAAGGGAAUUCUCAGUUUGCUUGCCUUGCCUUUCAGGAAAUCUGUUACUGCUUCCCAUCACUUCCCAAGUCAUUUCACCUGAGCAGCGUCUUCUUUAC